AUGGCGAGUCUGUGCAAAAGGCAGCAAUGCACGAUCGAGAGGCGCGGCUUUCGGCAGGAACUUGACUCGUGGCGGCAUAAACUCAUUCACUGUGUAGGGUUUGAAAGCAUUUUGGAAGGGCUGUUUGGGCCAGGGCUUGUAAAGGAUCUUACCCUAUUUCAAGACCGCGAGCCGGAAAGUGUGUCUGAUUGGUCGUUUGAUGAAAAUUGUCUCUUCUGCUGCUUAAGGCGAGAGAGAGUGAAGGAACAUUUGGUUGGCUUAAACAGCCAAGUGUUGUUAGCUGGGGACGACUGCAAACAGGAACAGUCCAAGAUUAACCGGCUGGAGAAGCAAGCGGAAGAGUUCCUCAAUGCUGUCUUUUACAGAAAAGACAUCCCUGGCUUCUCAGACCCGCACAUUCCUCUAGUGGCUCGUGAGAUAAUGCAGCGGAUGAUCCGGCAGUUCGCUGCUGAAUAUACCUCAAAAACCAGCUGUUCUCAGGACUCCCCCCAGCCCAACGGCACCAAGGACCAAAGCCUGCCGAAAGCGCCCUCACUCGCCCCCCCUGCCCCCGCCCUCGCCCCUACCCCUGCUGUCUCCGCACAGAACCCCGUCCUCAGCAAGCUUCUCAUGGCGGACCAGGACUCUCCGCUGGACCUCACCGUUAAGAAGGCAGAUGUUGAACCCAGUGACCAAGAUGGAGUCCUUGAUCUUUCAACCAAGAAGAGCCCCACGGGCAGCCUCCCUCUCAAGAACUCUCAGUGCUACUCCCAGCUGCCCAGAGUCAAAGGGCGCCCUCCGAGAGUGGACCCCAUCUUUCGGGAUGGAGAUGAAGAUGGGCUGCCCCCGAGAAGCUUGCACGACGGGAGAAGGGAGGGGUACGGGAACUCCACUCCUUUGAAGCCCCCAUUGGCACGCUCCCUGCUGAUAAAGGAGGAGCUGCUGAGUCAGAAGCAGCACCUGCUCCAGCUGCCGGGGUCCCUCUCGGGCCUAGACCCCACCGGGCUGCUCAACCACUCUGCCCCGCUCCUGUCCCGGGACGGUUCCUGGAGGAAGCCGCACCUGGACGGGCUGCUGAAGCUGAAGGCCAGCAGUGCGCUGGGCGACCUGAAGGACCUCCCCCUCUUCCUGGAGGGCUCCGGCGUCUUCUCCAAGGGCCCCGCCCCGGCCAAGGCGCAGGAGGCCAAGCGGGACCACGGCCACUCACCCCCUGUGGACCUGAAGAUCCCGCAGGUGCGGGGCAUGGACCUGUCCUGGGACUCUCACGCCUCUGACCUGUACGGCUACGGCUCGCUGGCGGUGGGGGCGCACGGGGACAGCGCCCUGAGCAGGAAGCUGCGGGCCAUCCUACCCAAGCAGACCCGGCGACGGGCCCUGGGGGGCGUCCUGGAUGGGGGGGCGGACUUCUGGGGCUCGGACGUGGAGCAGUCCACCUCCGGCCAGCAGUACCCAACCUCUGACCCGGAGGGGGACCCCAGCUCCAAGCAGCCACGCAAGAAGAGGGGCCGUUACAGGCAGUACAACAGCGAGAUCCUGGAGGAGGCCAUCUCCGUGGUGAUGAACGGCAAGAUGAGCGUGUCCAAGGCGCAGAACAUGUACGGCAUCCCCCACAGCACGCUGGAGUACAAAGUCAAGGAGCGGCUUGGGACGCUGAAAAACCCUCCAAAGAAAAAGCUGAAGCUGAUGAGGAUGGAAGGGCAGGAGGUGGUGGCCGAGUCCGAGCCCGUGGCCAGGGAGGAAGGCUUGCAGGGGGCGAACGAUCUAAAAGAUGAGUAACAACAACAAAAAAGGCAAAAAAAAAAAAACAAAAACAGAAUUGAACGAACGGGGCUUCAGUUGUGCCAAUUUUUACUUUGCAGUACCUGGGUGAGCACAAACGCAGGGAUUUAAGGAGGAAAACAAAAAAAACAAACUCUGGAGAUAAGAGUGAGAAACACAUACUAACCUACUCAUUUGUUACAGUGCUGACUUUGACACUGUAGACGCAUUUAUUUUGUGUUUUCUUUAAAAAAAAUUGCAAAGCAAAUGCAUUUUAAGCCAUGCGUUAUGUGACACCUUACAAAAUUUUUGUAAAGUAAGCUGAUUGACCAAUCCGGUGCCCCCCCCUUACUGAACAUGAUCGCCCCAACUAAUUGGUGGCCUGUGCCACAGAGGCAAGCCUAUCCUAAAUUGUGGACUGCUUUGGGAGGGGGUUAACCCUUGAACAAAAUGGUUAUAAAGUGCCCCUUGCAGACAGACCCCCUUCACACUAAAAUAUAGAUGAGUUAGAGAUAGAAAGUUGGUA
Messenger RNA from Megalops cyprinoides (Indo-Pacific tarpon), 2263 nucleotides. RefSeq names its product ligand dependent nuclear receptor corepressor (gene lcor). Gene Ontology annotation, biological process: regulation of transcription by RNA polymerase II. Gene Ontology annotation, cellular component: nucleus. Gene Ontology annotation, molecular function: DNA binding. NCBI's taxonomy places the organism in Eukaryota, Metazoa, Chordata, Actinopteri, Elopiformes, Megalopidae. The record is from RefSeq and is a predicted model, not a curated record. The transcript is spliced from 7 exons. Bases 1 to 1755 code for a protein of 584 amino acids.